Molecule: messenger RNA, 5222 nt
Organism: Hippoglossus stenolepis (Pacific halibut)
Lineage: Eukaryota; Metazoa; Chordata; Actinopteri; Pleuronectiformes; Pleuronectidae
Exons: 20
Source: RefSeq, a predicted model, not a curated record
ACAGGCAGGUGGAGCAGUAGGAGGUUCAGGAGUCAGACAGGUGCAGGUUGUUUUCACGUUCAGCCGCAGCGUCACUGGUGAGAGAUUUAAAACUUUUCUUUUUCCACUUGGACGGUGAUUUUUUUUUCCUGAUUUCCUCCAACAACCCACCGAUGGAAAGUGCGUCCUGCUAGAUCCGCCAAGCGACAUGUCCUGCGCACGAAGACUGCGAUCUACCGUCAGAUAACAAAGCGUCCGGACAGAAACAGAGGAGAAGCAGCCAGCCUCCUCCACUGAUGGCUUUCCUCCAGCAGCUUCGGCUUCUUCUCUGGAAGAACGGUCUAACCGUGAUCAGGCAGCCGGUAUGGUCCCUGACUCUCAUCAUCUGGCCCCUGAUCAUCUUCAUCAUCAUUGCUGUGACCCGCAACCAGUUUCCUCCGAUAGUAAGAGAAGCAUGUUACGUUGGACCCAGAAACCUGCCCAGCACAGGUUUCUUCCCUUUCCUGCAGACCCUCAUGUGCAACACGGACAGCAACUGUCAUGACAAGUCUCAACUGGCGGAGUCCGCUGCAUCAAAGUCUACGAAAAGUGCAGGCAGAUCAAGGUCAUCACUGCUGCAAAAUGGUUCUCCACUGGCAGGCCUGAUGCAAGGGGAUGGUUCUUUAGGGUUUAAGUUCCCCGAAAUUGACAAAUACAAUGAUCCUGCAGCACUGAUCAAUGUCUUCAAAAGCAUUGUGGGUCCAACCCACCAAGGAAGUCCUCAAAAUGUCUCCUUCAUCAACACCACUCUUGUGGGAGAUAAGGAGAGCUUCAACAAAAUGCUGGAGUCGGUGAGCGUCUUGAAGAGAGCCAUCUGCACCAUGAUACUGCCCAUGAUAAACACAACCUCGCGCGACCCCCUCACCACCUCUGUGGUCACUUUCUGCAAGACCAACAACACUGUGUUAGAGGUGUCACUCUCAACCCUCAACCAGGUGCUGUCGGAGCUGAUGCAGAAGAAACCAGACGAGAUGAUGACGGUGGCUGGACUGGGGGUGAUUGUGUUCGAUCAGCUGCAGAAUCAGACCUCGCUGUGGGAAAGUCUCCUCGUUCUCCCCCAGCUCUUCUCUAAUGGUUCUGUCGACCAAGGGCUGCACAACACAGAGGUUCUACUCACCAACAUACAGGGUGCUCUGCAUGUCAUAAAGAAGAACUUCCCUGAAACCAGUGCCACACUUUCCAAGGUGAAUCUAGUGAUUGCUGGAGGCAUCAACGUGAUCCGCUACAUACAAAACUGGCCUGGCAAAGUUGUGUCCAUUUCCCUGGGAGACGUCGUCACUUUGCAGAAUGACUCAAUUAGUGAGAUUGUGAAACGUGUUCUACAAGAGGUCAAGAUACCACUGGACCAGGCUAUCGGCCUGACAAUGGACAGGCGCAUGGUGUCCUCCUACUUGUGCGACAACAGCAGUAACCCACUUUGGUUAACAGCAGCGUGCAGCACGGGCACUGUGAACAUGCUUCUGCGUAGAAUCAGCCCUGACAAGGUGGCAAAGCAGGUUCUCCUGGCCUGGAGUAAGCAUGUUGCUCCACAUGAUGUGGCCUUCGUCAAAGGGCUGCUGCACAGUCUGAUUGGUGGUUUAUCCCCAGGAGGUCCGGGUGGUUCCAACACCUCGAGGAACCGCCGUAGCGUGGAGACACAGCCACAAAAUAUUGAUGAGGAACUGUUUUUGGGUGUCGGACAAGUGGUGUUGGAGCUUGUAAAACUUGUCCCUGAGCUGGACAUGGUUGUCCAGAGCUUCCUGAGAACUGGCUUUCAGUCCCUGAUGACAGCAACACUGGCCCUCGACACUGUGGAGGAAAUGAUGGACAAUGUCCUGAAAGAUGCCAAUCAAUUCAAAGUGACUUGGACAACAUUGCUGACAAACCAGUCACAGUCAAGCGUUUGGAUCGGUCGUGUCCUGGGCAGUGUGACGGAAGUAGUUAUGAAGACUCUGGCAUCGGAUAAUUUAACAUGUGCGGACGUCCUGGGUCCCUUGGAGUUCCUCUUAGACACUGAGACCAUAACGAUUGACGUGUGGAGAGCAAUGAUCUGCCAGAACAGCUCUGUUCUACAGCUGUAUCUGCUGAAGGACUGGCAGCCUUUGAUUCAGAAGGCGCAAGAUGUUUACGACGCCAUCACGAGCCGAACAGAAGACAACGUAACGCUUCCCAUGAUUCUCUCCGAGUGGCACAAGUUGAACAACAAGAGCAUGAAGUUUGGAGAGUUGCUGAACAGACUCGCUGUAGAGCUGGGUGGAGCACACUGGAUGAACUGGAUACCAGACAACACUCAGAAUUUCACUCAGGCUCUACAACAAAGUGUUUUCUUCUUCAUGGUGAAUUUGGGAGAAAAGUUUGAGAAGAGUCAACUGUGGCCCGAAGUAAAGAACUACUUCCACAUGCUUUACUGGGUCUUGUACUACAACCCGGGUGUCACACUUCCGCCUGCAAACUGCUCCGUCAACAUCUUAACCUUAGCCAUUCAUUGCGAUACUGGUUUGAACUGGUCACGGUUUGUUCAAGGACUGACGGAGGCUCUGAUGUCAUCAGAUCUAGACGUCCUGGUGAGAUCUCUCAAAGGGACUUUGCAUCUUUUGCAGCACAUGUAUGGCGACCUCUAUAAAUAUCUGGCAACAUCAUCACUGAAAAAAGAGAUCAAAGGUGGAGAUGCCCUCUCCGACUACCUGGUUAACCUGAUGAUAAACCUGGACACGUUUUUACGGGUUGCCUCCACCCUUCCCAACAGCAGCAUCUCUAACCCGAAUGUUCUGCUUCCCCAACUAAAUAUCCUGCUAAGGUCCACAGGUCUUGCGCCAAUUCUGCCUCUGUUACUCAGUAACGGCCCCCCUAAUAUUUCCGCAGUUAUUGAUGUUGCCUCAAAGGUUGGCAGGCUCAACCAGCACAUUUUUACCUUCAAUGAGACGGACCCAACAAUGCCUGAGCUUGAGGGGCUGAUAACUAAGUUCCUUUCAUUGCAAGGGGACCUCACCCUGUCGCUCACUCACAUCAUGGGAAACAGUCUGCUUACCUAUUCUGACUAUUUCGAUCCUGACGUUGUGGCCCGACUCAGAAAAGCCAUCAAGCCUUUCACCAACCAAACCUCAUCAGGUAUUGUAGAGACCAUCCUUAGUGCCAUGGAGGUACUGAAGACAGUGAUUGAUUCUCCGAAUGGCGAUCCAACUAAUAUCAUUCUUGGGUACCUACGCCAGCUUCAGGAAUUGGUGAUGUCUAUAUACAGGCUGCGAAAAAUCGAGCAUAUCUUCUUACCGAGUAGGCAGGUGAGCGCAGCGCAAAUCACUGACCUCCACGUGGUUUCCAAAGACUUUCUCAACCUCCUCACCCCAGAGAGUCUUCAGAACCUGACUCAGGCCGGACCAGAUGCUGCCCAGAACAUUGUCAUCCAGAAAUUUGUGGCAUUCUUACCACCAGCGGUCCAACAAGAAGCUAAACGCUUUCUCCAGGAUUUCAAAGCUCUGCAGUAUUACAUUAUCAAAUGUGGAGCAGGCCAGGACUGUUUGGCUGGAAUCUCAGAAAUCCUCAACUUCCUGGAUCAGAUAUUCGACCUGAUGCUCUCAGCCGACGGUACUGUCACCAUUAAACUGGCUGCCACAAAUGCUUCUCUGGUAGCACAGGAAUAUGAGGAACUUACAUCCUUUGUCUUCUCACUCCUCCUUGGCCUAAAUGAUUCUGCCAGUGUGAAAACAGUCAAACAGACUCUUCAUUUAAUCAGAUUGCUCGUGGCUACACCCAACAUUUCUGUGUCGGAUGUCCAGAAUGCUCUGAGACAGUCAAACCUAACCCUCAAGGAGCUGAAUAGCUUUGCUGCACUAGCUGGAGCUGCUGACAUAAACCGCCUGUUGUUUAGUAUAAUGGAGAUCAUCAAUACUCGCCAGUGCUUUGAACCAGAGCAGGACCUGAUGGUGACAACCCAGUGUGUUACCGGGUUGGUCAAGGGUCUCAGCGAUUUCCUGACACGCGUACCUGGUCUACGCAAUCAGACGGCCAUCCUCUCCCUUAUCCCGUUAAUUGUCAAUUCAACUUUCAGAGACAUCAUGCAAGCUAACUUCAGUUACAAUCCAAACGUGGUUCUCCAACACACCUUGAACAGGACUCUGGCCAAUAUCAAGUUGAGCCUCCAGGCAAAUCACCUGAACUCUCCAGAGAUCAUGAAUGAAAUCCAAGUGGUGGAGCGGCUGAUACAACUGAUUGCCAAUAUGGAACCAUACAACAAUUUAAACACUACCUUGAUGAUGGAUCCCAUGUAUGCCCAGAAAGUCUAUUUGGAGAUUAUAGACUGGUACUUGAAAAAGUUGGGAAAUAUCACCAGCAACAGCACGGUGUCAGAGAUUCUCCAGCCCUUAUUCGUCAUCACACAAAUGCAAGUUACAUUACAGCUGGCACAGACAGACUUUUCUCUGUCUGUCGCUAAACAGAUUGAGAACCUGAUAAAAACCCUCCAGUUCCCAAUAGAUGGCGCAGGGUUGAAUAAAAUUGGCCAGACAACUGUCGAGAUUCUCAAGGGCCUAUUUGACAUCAUAAAGUUCAACCUAGAGGCUCAGAAUAACAUGAUGGGUCCAGAGGAGUAUUUCAAUUCAACCGCUUUAAAUGCUAUCGCGGCUCAAAUUAAGCUUUACCUAAACGUCACACAGGAGUGGAUGAAACAACCCAAUGUCCCGUUGAUCUUCACGAGUAUGCUUCAAUGGGGGAAUUCUUCCAUCAACAUAUCUACCCCUGUGACAGACAUUCAGCACCUGCUGCAGACAACGUCUGUAUUCCUCAAUGAGAGUGAAGUCAUCUAUCUUUCUGCAAUUCUCAAUAUCAUGCGCUCCCUCGAGAAAGCGCUAAUGGUGGCUGAGCGACCAGGGGGCCUUCAAAGUGAUCCCCUCGUAGCCGCCAUCGUGGAAGGAGUCAAAACCACUAUGGCGCUCCUGAUUGGAGCCACAGGCCCCCUGCCGCACUCUGUACAGCAGGACAUCCUGGAUAUUGUGCAGGAUUCAUUGAAGCUCAUUGUCCUGCCAGACAAGAACUUUGACUCAUCACGAAACAUCUCCCUCCUCAUCCUCAAGAGAGCUCAGAGGGUCGUCCAAACGAUAAUACCGGAAAUGUAUGCCGUAUACAUAAUUCCUGGAAUCAAAGUGGCAACAACAUUCUUUGAGAGCGCCUCGGGAGAUAGUGGACCAGACAUCUGGAAUCACAUGAUUUUGAGUGAGCUGAAGACGAUCGAG